UUGCGCUUUGUGAUUGGUCCGGCGGCUUCUGGGAUCUGUCAUGUGUCCCAGGUACCACCUUACCAUUCACAGAAAGCACCGCUUCUUGCGCAUGCGCACUUGCCCCCGGCUGUCAUGCCGAGCGCCGACACUACAGAAGCCGGGAAGACAGCGCGGGGCUGGAUAGAGGAACAGGUAAGGUCCCACUGCAGAGCUGAGCAGCCGGCCCGGUAUUCUGACACGGCGGCGGUGGAAAUACCGAACCGGCCGCUCCAUAUUCGCUCCAUAAGACGCACUAAC
Messenger RNA from Staurois parvus, 279 nucleotides. The record is from the annotation of a GenBank genome assembly. NCBI's taxonomy places the organism in Eukaryota, Metazoa, Chordata, Amphibia, Anura, Ranidae.